Messenger RNA from Lolium perenne, 1083 nucleotides. RefSeq lists its product as uncharacterized. Gene Ontology annotation, biological process: regulation of DNA-templated transcription. Gene Ontology annotation, molecular function: DNA binding. The record is from RefSeq and is a predicted model, not a curated record. NCBI's taxonomy places the organism in Eukaryota, Viridiplantae, Streptophyta, Magnoliopsida, Poales, Poaceae.
AUGCCGAUAAAGGAAGAAAACCAGCCGUCGCCGUCGCCGUCGCCGCCAGGGAGCACCAACCGCGUGAAGGAGAUGGCUCUAGACCUUGCCCCAGCACAGAAGCUUCCUCCGGGCAUCUACUUCAGCCCGACGAAGCCGGAGAGCCUGCUCACCUACCUCAACCGGUGGAUCGCCGGGGUCGCCAUGCCAGACGCGGUCGGGUGGGUCAAUGAAGCCGACGUGUACGCUAAACACCCCGCCGUGCUGGCGGGCGAGUACCUCCCGGCCAGCACCCGCAACGACGAACCCAGCUGGUGGUUCCUCUGCCACUGCAAGCUGCAGCCGACGCGCCGCAGCGGUGCCGCCCCGCGCGCCGAACGCGGCGUCCUCACGGGAGGCUGCUGGAAGCUGGAGCAGAAAACGGAGGAGGUGGAAUGCGUGGAGACCCGCCGGAUCCUCGGUCACAAGCGCAGCUUCGGGUUCUACGUCAAGAAGGACAAGUCGCAGUGGCUCAUGGAGGAGUACACCAGCGUGGCUAUCCCGGAGGACGGCGUCGCCCUCGCCGGCGGCAAGAGAGUUCUGCCGGCGCUCUACAGGGUGUACCCCACUCCACGCGAUCACGAGGAGAAGGAGAAGAAGAAGAAUGCUAAGAAGAAGAGAGGCCGGGACGAUGAUGGGGAGGUCAACAACGCGCCCAUGACGGCUCCCCCUGUCCGGGUGAUAGUUCCGGAGACCUACUUUGACGCCAUUGUUGAGGCGUUGCUGCUGCAGUCGAGCGCUGGUGGUGUCGGCCAAGAGCAGACGCACGACACCGAAGCAGCGCCGCCCGACGAUGAUCACACCGUGAACAUACACGAGAAGGAGAUGUGCGCCAUGCCCGUGGAGCGACAGGGCAACACCGACGACGGCGAGCCUCCUCAGCUGCCUGAUCUCCUUGUGGUGGACGACGGCGACGUGGUGUGGAAGAUGGGCCGAGAUAAUGUUCUCGCGGACUCCUCUUGGAUCGACGAACAUUACUGAAUCGAUCAGGAUGAUUACUUUGUGCUUGCGGGAGAUACGGUACGCGGCGAAUUAUUCUUGUGGUGGCCAUUUGAUGGAAGUGUU